This is a messenger RNA of Raphanus sativus (radish), 1804 nucleotides long. Its product is annotated as squamosa promoter-binding-like protein 13A. The transcript is spliced from 4 exons. The record is from RefSeq and is a predicted model, not a curated record. Gene Ontology annotation, molecular function: DNA binding. Lineage: Eukaryota; Viridiplantae; Streptophyta; Magnoliopsida; Brassicales; Brassicaceae. Gene Ontology annotation, cellular component: nucleus. Bases 569 to 1618 code for a protein of 349 amino acids.
AUUAAAAUAAGCUUCAUUUGUAAACUUGUUUUUAAACUUAGUUAUAGAUUUUUUCCUCUUUCUCACUCCCUCUCGUUGCAUUAUUGCAGCAGCAGCAGCCCCUCUUGUUGUCUCCACUCUCUCUCGCUAAAGAAAAUCCAUCUUCUCUCUUUCUCACUUGUCCCUUUUUCGUAUAUUUCGUUUUUCUCUUUUGGGGUUUCUUCUACUGACUACUGGUUGGUGCAUGGAUUUGGUAAGAUUGCUCAACCUUCAAAUACCUAACUUUUUUUAUCCGAUAAUUUAUAUGAUUAUGAAUAAUAUAUCUCAUCUUUCUAUAAUCUUUCCCUUUUUUGCAUUUAUAAAUUCUUGUUGAAGAUGUGAGUACUUUUAUGAUGAAGUGAAACUCAAAACUGAAAGUGAUAUAUGGAACUCCGUUAUAUAUUUGCCUAAUUUUUCUUGUUGUCCUUUGUUCCUAUUUAAUGGGAUCUGUUCUAGUUGUACAUUUCUGCACUCCCCAUUUCCUUUUUCAUUACAACAAGCUUGCCCUUCUUUGUGAGUGAUAAGAAGAAAAAAGAAAGACAAUCUUCAAAUGGACUGGAACUUCAAACUCAGCUCCGGUUCUUUCCCCGAUUACGAGGAAGAAUCUGUGUCGGAUUUAACUCCAAUAGAUGCCUUGGUUUCAUUUGGUGGGUCAUCAUCAUCACCAAAAGGAGAGUUCUCAUUUGAUCUGAAACUAGGAAGGAACAUAGUAAACUCCUCCUCUGCGUUUGGUAAUACAGAGCAAGUGACAUGUCUAAAGUGGAAAGAGAGUACUACUGCCUUGGCGAAACCAGAAGCUUCAAGAAGGUCUGGUUCGACCAAAAGGACAAGAGGGAAUGCUACUGGGAACAACCAGAUCCCGCUUUGUCUUGUUGAUGGAUGUGAUUCUGAUUUUAGUAAAUGUAGAGAGUAUCACAAAAGACAUAAGGUCUGUGAUGUCCAUUCUAAAACUCCUGUUGUUACAAUCAAUGGUGAUAAACAGAGGUUUUGUCAACAAUGCAGCAGGUUUCAUGCUUUGGAAGAGUUUGAUGAAGGGAAGAGAAGUUGUAGGAAACGUCUUGAUGGACACAAUCGUAGAAGACGGAAGCCUCAGCCCGACCAAGGUAGAAAAUUACUCGAGUUUCCUAGUGCUUCACAUGUGUUUCCAACUACAUCUGUUGGGACCCCGAGCAGCUGGGGAAACGGUCUUGUGAGCGUAGCUAUGGCCAAUGGUUCGAGUUACGGAGAGAACCAGAUCAGCUAUGCUGUUUCUUCUCCUGCAAAGCCUGGCAGUAUGUUUCCAGAUUCUUCUUCUCUAAAUAGCAGAGGGAAACAGUUCCCUUUCUUGCAAGAAGAAGUGAGCUCGAGAACAGCAUUCUUGUGUGAGAGAAUGACGAGUUGCGUCCAUGACUCUGAUUGUGCUCUCUCUCUUCUGUCACCAUCUUCCUCAUCAACACCUCAUUUGCUUCAGCCACCACUUCCUUUGUCCCAAGAAGCAGUAGAGACGGGUUUUAACCAGUCCGGAUUGUUUGAGAACGCGAGUGCAGUCUCUGAUGGAUCGGUUAUAUCCGGUAAUGAGAUUGGGGCUCUUCCGCAAACGUUCCCGUUUCACUGGGAGUAGUACAAGUAGAUAGAUAGAAUCAGAAAGAUGUGUGUAUGUGCCUCUUUCUCUAUUCUCUUUUCUUUCUCUAAUUUUUCAAUGUUCUUUUAUCUUGUUAAAUGAUGAAUUAUUGGUGUAUAAACGGCAUUCAAUUAUUACGUGUAGGUUGUAUUGGUCCAGCACCAAGUUAAGAGUAGAUAAAGUCUU